AACGUAACUUUGACAGUGACAUUAGUUUCGUUAUCAAAAUUUGCCCGUGCUAUUUGUUUUGGUUUAAAACAGGAAUAUAUAACUGAACACAAAAUAACUUCCGUUACAUAAUACAACAAUGUUUUAAUUAAAUUUCAACAAAAAAAGCAACUAUGAUGGAGCAAAUAUACGCACUCGGCGUCAGCUGCAUAGAAUGCGUGCAAUACUGGCUUGCAGACUAUGACUCGUACUUUGAGCUCGUGAACCACAUGUGCGACCCUCAGCUGAUGGUAGACUACCUGUUCCCGCUCAUGUCUAUACUAGACUCCGUGUUUGCUGCCCAGCUGCUACUGUGUUUAGGGGUCGGAGGCUGGCUUAAUGCUCUUAUGAAAUGGUGGCUCCUAGAAGACCGACCGUACUGGUGGGUCAGAGAGACCACAUUCUACACAGAUGAGAAACCAGUUCUGCGUCAAACGCUGCAGACUUGUGAGACCGGACCAGGCUCUCCAUCCGGCCAUUCUACUACUGCAGCCAUGAUGCUGAUUCUGUCACUCAUGUGGCUGUCACAUGUUAUGAAUGAUAGAAAAUGCUACAUCUCGUGGUGGAAGUACCUCAUGUACCCUCUAUGUGUGGCGGCGCUUAUCUCCGUCAUGCUAGCGCGCUUGUUUAUCGCGACUCACUUCCCGCACCAGUGUCUACUUGGAGCCCUAGUGGGUUCAUUCCUAGCGCCAGCGCUCUGCAUCUACGUAUCGGACCCGUACAUCUGGCAGUACGGAGCCCCCUCGCCCCGCUCGGCGCUUGGCGCGGCGUGGCGCGCGCUGGGGGCGGCGGGCGCUGCGCUCGCAGCCGUCGCCACGUACUACGGUCUGCGAGCCGCGGGCACUGACCCGCACUAUACUGUGCAGCUGGCCUUCCGUUGGUGCGAAAAUCCUGAAUCGAUCCGCGUGUCCACAACGCCGAUGUACGCACUGGUUCACUCGACCGGCAGUCUGAUGGGAUGGGCGCUGUGCGUCACUCCUGCUGUAGCUGAGUACCGCCACUACACCAAAGACCGAUCACUCAUAAUAUCUAUAUUCACAACAAUAUUAUUCCUCAUGGGAUACCAAAAUAUACAAGAUAAUAUGUGCAAAGCGGAUGCGACCCGGUUUUAUAUAAUGCAGUAUGUUUUAGCUGGACUCAAACCCAUGUUGUUGCUUCGAGUCAUGCCAACUAUAUCUAUGUGGCCUUUCAGAAUUAAGACUAAAGUUGACUAAGUUUAGUCAAAAAGUUGAAAAAAAUAGUAAAUUUUUAGUAUCAGAGGCCUUUUUUAAGAUAGUUUGAUGUCAUCAUGAUUAGCUUUUUUAUUGUUACACUGCUGUGUAAACUAUGCUUCUUUUUAAGUCCGGUUUUUUUAUGUUUUUUCUUCACCGUUGCACCGCUUUCGCUAUUAUGUAAGUUUUCAAUUAAAUGACUUUGGUUUUGACUGUACUUUGACAAGGCUUUGACUGUACCAUAUGACUUUGACUGUACCUUGACACGACUUUGAUUAUGCCAUGACACGACUUUGAUUUUACCGUAUUACGACUUUGACUGUACCUUGAUACGACGUUGACUGUCGCGUGAAACGACUUUGACUGUACCAUGACACGGCUUUGACUGACUCGUGAUGCGACUUUGACUGUGCCAUGACACGACUUUGAGUGUACCUUAAUAAUAAAUAGGACUUUGACUGCAACGUAUGAUACGACUUACCAUGACACGACUUUGACUGGUCCAAGACAUGUUUUGACUGUACUAUGACUCGACUUUGACUGUGCAAUGACACGACUUUGACUGUAUCUUGACACGACUUUGAUUAUACCAUGACACGACUUUGACUGUAUCUAGACACGACUUUGAUUAUAACAAUGAUACGACUUUGACCCCAUGAUACGACUUUGGUUGUACAUAGACACGACUUCCACUAUACCCUUGAUACGACUUGGUCCAUGACAACAUUUGACUGUACUGUAACAUGACUUUAACUGUAUCUUGACACAACUUUGAUUGUACCACUACACAACAUUAAAAGGACGAGACAUGACUUUGACUAUUCCUUGACACGCCUUUGACCGUACCAUGACAUGACUUUGACAGGUCCACGAUUUGACAGUGCCUAGGACUGUUAUAUUUAUUUUGCAUUAGUUUUAACUACGCCUCGCCACUUUGUCUUGGUUUGUAGGCUCUUAUUAUAUUAAUUAGCACAAUUUAAAAAAAUAUGGCUCAUUUUGCAAAAUUGCUGUUUUUGCAUUCAAUUGAAAUUCCAUUAGAAAAAUAAGAAUGUCUAAAAAUACUUAGGCACGAUGUUCUUUCAAAUGCUUUUGCACUAUAAUAUGUCCUGCGCAGCUGGUUGUUCUCCUUAUAUGAGAACAGCCGCCGUGGCUGAAAUUGGUCUUCGACGCCAUUAUUAUUUUUAGUUUAUUUUACGUAAAUUAUAAUUUGACAAGUGUUUUACAGUUCUGUGGUACAAAAUGCGGGUUUGUUAAUAUUUUUAUUCCAUAGUAUUUAUUUUUAAUUACAACUCUGUGAUAUUGCCAAAAUAUGUUUUUUUUUUGUUUUCACGAUGGACCAAGUCCUGUAAAAAAGAGAAAAUAAUAGGAAAAUUUCACUUUUUUAUAUGUAUAGAAGCUAUGUAAUAUAAUUAUUUACCUUCUACCAAAAAUAUAAUGUAAUAGCACAAUUUUUAUUAAGUUACUUGCACUGGGUAAACCUGUCUUUUUUUA
Messenger RNA from Helicoverpa armigera (cotton bollworm), 2720 nucleotides. It is a transcript of the gene G6P, whose product is annotated as glucose-6-phosphatase 3. The transcript has 7 exons. Gene Ontology annotation, cellular component: membrane. The record is from RefSeq and is a predicted model, not a curated record. Gene Ontology annotation, biological process: gluconeogenesis; glucose 6-phosphate metabolic process. Gene Ontology annotation, molecular function: glucose-6-phosphatase activity. The coding region runs from base 153 to 1232 and encodes 359 amino acids. Lineage: Eukaryota; Metazoa; Arthropoda; Insecta; Lepidoptera; Noctuidae.